Molecule: messenger RNA, 261 nt
Organism: Huiozyma naganishii CBS 8797
Lineage: Eukaryota; Fungi; Ascomycota; Saccharomycetes; Saccharomycetales; Saccharomycetaceae
Gene: INH1
Product: ATPase inhibitor
Exons: 1
Coding region: 1-261 (86 amino acids)
Biological process (GO): negative regulation of ATP-dependent activity
Cellular component (GO): mitochondrion
Molecular function (GO): ATPase inhibitor activity
Source: RefSeq, a predicted model, not a curated record
AUGCUACCUCGUACAACAAUAACACGCUCGUUAAAGGCUCCAUCCGGUGUUUUAUCAGCAAGAUGGUACACUGCGGGCUCAACAGGUGCACCCAGAGGUGGGAGCAAUGAGGACUCGUUUACUAAGAGGGAAAAGGCCAAUGAAGACUACUACAUAAAACAGCACGAGAAGGAACAACUACGCAACUUACGGCAGCAGCUGGAACAAAACCGCAAACAGAUUGAAAACCUGGAGGGCCAGAUUGCCGAACUGAAAAAAUGA